Messenger RNA from Lutzomyia longipalpis, 663 nucleotides. RefSeq names its product zinc finger protein 626-like. Bases 86 to 451 code for a protein of 121 amino acids. The transcript has 2 exons. The record is from RefSeq and is a predicted model, not a curated record. NCBI's taxonomy places the organism in Eukaryota, Metazoa, Arthropoda, Insecta, Diptera, Psychodidae.
AGGGAGAGAGAGAGAACUUGUGACAGUGGCCGUGGUUUGCGUUGAAAAAGGUGCAAAAGCAUCCGAACUUUUCGGGUGUAUUAUAAUGAAAAAUAAAGCUGCCGAAUGCAGCAGUGGUGCCAAGAAGCGCAAGAAUAAGGUCACAACGACAAAAGGGCAACAUCAACCACCCAAGGAAACGUCCAAAAGUGAAGAGAGCAGCAUAAAUGGCCAUGACAGUAAGCCAGAGCAGCGACCGUUCAAAUGCGAAAUGUGCUCCCGGACAUUCAAUAUGCGCCAAGCGCUGACGACUCACAUGCGCCUCCAUCGGUUGGAGGUGGAGGAAGCCCAGGAUGAGGGUGACAUGAAGGAUGUUGUGGAUUUUGAGACACUAAUCGAUGAGACACGCUCAAGUGAUUCCGGCUCCCUGACACGUGCCCCACGGGCAGGAAGUAAGCGAAAAGCACCGUAAAGCAGUAUCUGAAAAACAAAAGAAAAACGAAGCAGGCGAUGAUGAAUUUUGUUUGUCCGCAAACGCGCAUGGAAAAGACUGGAUGAGAGAUCUUCGACGAUGACGAAAACAAAAAAUUAUGCAUCUUAACAACACUUAUUUUCCUAUAUUGACAAUUUAUUUAUUGAGAGAAUAUUUGUGAGAAAAUGUAUACUAAUUUAGUGAUUCCUUUA